AUGUCCAACCGGCCUAAUUCCAAUCCAGGGGGGUCACUGCGCCGUUCACAGAGGAACACUGCUGCGGCCCAGCCACAAGACCACACAGUAGCUGGAAGGUUGCAGACAGAGCAGACAAAACACAAAACAAAUUCCCCACCUGAAAGUAGAAGACACAAUUCUAAAGCUCCCAAAGCCACAGCCAGCUCCGCUACCGGCCAGUCCAGAGGGCACAGCUCAAGAAGAAGCGGCCUUACUCUGUCCGUGGCUUCAUUUGUUUUGCAAGACGACCCUGAGACUGCAGGAACGUCUGAACAAGAGCGAUCGGGCCAUUUUUCAAAAAGUGAGGGCACCCGCGGACUCAAACGAAGCGAAGCUCCCGACCAAAUCAGCGUCCUUGGACCGACCCCUUCCAAGAAGUCCAAACCCAUCCACCAACCCCGAGACAAUACCUCAGAGACCAAGAAAGGCCCAGCUAAGUCCAAGAAGAGACCUGUGGCCUCAGACUCCUCUGCGUCAUCAGGUCGAGGUCAGAGCAAAAAGAGUGUGGUUGCUGGGGGCUCCCCAAGUCAGAAAAGGAAAAAAUCAGACACUCUCCCCGGUCUAAGUAGUACCGCUGCUUCCCUCGCUAAUUGUAGUGAGGGCAGAACUGCAAAACCCACCAAGCUGGCGUCUAAAUCAGCCGCCUCAGCCAAAGCUGGGUGUAGCAACGUGACAGACUCCUCCUCUUCUGCUUCAUCCUCUUCCUCUUCCUCCAUAACAGGCACCAAUAGCACUGCCACACAGGGUGCCCGAGUCAAACAGGGAAAAGAUCAGAGCAAAGCGCGCCGCUCUCGCUCAGCGUCUAGCCCCUCCCCGCGCCGUAGCACACGAGACAAGGAACAGGCCAAAACCACCAGCUCGUCAAAAUUUGAGUGGGCAGCCCGCUUUAACCCCAAAGUCAACCUGCCAAAACCCAAACUGUCUUUACCCGGAUCCUCCAAAACUGAGACCUCCAAGCCCGGCCCAUCAGGACUGCAAGCUAAACUAGCAAACUUGAGAAGAUCCACCAAGAAGCGCAGCGAGUCUCCUCCAGCAGAGCUCCCCAGCUUUCGGCGGAGCACACGGCAGAAGACCACGGGCUCCUGUGCCAGCACCAGUCGGCGGGGUUCAGGCCUGGGCAAGCGCGGGGCAGCUGACUCUCGCCGCCAAGAGAAAAUGGCCGACUCCGACAACAACCAAGAUGGGGCCAACUCAUCAGCCGCUCGUACCGAUGAAGCUUCACAAGGGGCCUCAGCUUCGAGUUCAGUAGCUGGAGCAGUGGGUAUGACAACCUCUGGAGAAAGUGAGUCUGAUGAUUCGGAAAUGGGAAGGCUUCAAGCUUUGCUGGAGGCCCGAGGUCUCCCUCCUCACCUCUUUGGGCCUUUGGGACCUCGUAUGUCACAGCUGUUCCAUAGGACCAUAGGCAGUGGAGCCAGUUCCAAGGCUCAGCAGCUGCUGCAGGGCCUUCAGGCCACUGGCGACGAGUCUCAGCAGCUCCAAGCUGCGAUUGAGAUGUGCCAGCUGUUGGUGAUGGGCAACGAGGAAACUCUGGGUGGUUUUCCAGUCAAAAGUGUGGUGCCGGCUCUGAUUACACUCUUACAAAUGGAACAUAACUUUGAAAUUAUGAACCAUGCCUCACGUGCACUCACCUACAUGAUGGAGGCGCUCCCCCGGUCGUCCGCAGUGGUGGUUGAUGCAAUUCCUGUCUUCCUAGAGAAGCUCCAGGUGAUCCAGUUCAUUGACGUUGCAGAGCAGGCUCUGACUGCCUUAGAGAUGCUGUCAAGGCGACACAGUAAAGCCAUUUUGCAGGCCGGUGGGCUGGCAGACUGCCUUCUCUACCUGGAGUUCUUCAGUAUCAACGCUCAGAGGAAUGCCUUGGCCAUUGCAGCCAACUGUUGCCAGAGCAUCACUCCAGACGAGUUCCACUUUGUUGCAGAUUCUCUGCCUCUGUUGACUCAGAGACUAACACACCAGGACAAAAAGUCAGUUGAAAGCACUUGUCUCUGUUUUGCCAGACUGGUGGACAACUUUCAGCACGAAGAGAACCUGCUGCAGGAAGUGGCAUCAAGAGACUUGUUAACAAACAUUCAGCAGCUGCUGGUUGUGACUCCUCCUGUUCUCAGCUCGGGGAUGUUCAUCAUGGUGGUGCGCAUGUUUUCACUAAUGUGCUCUAACUGUCCAAGCCUGGCGGUCCAGCUUAUGAAACAGAAUAUAGCGGAAACUCUGCGUUUUCUUCUGUGCGGUGCAUCAAAUGGCAGCUGCCAGGAGCAGAUUGAACUGGUACCCAGGAGUCCCCAGGAGCUCUAUGAACUGACGUCCCUCAUAUGUGAGCUGAUGCCUUGCUUGCCUAGAGAGGGCAUCUUUGCCGUUGAUGUGAUGCUAAAGAAGGGCAGUGCCCAGACGACAGAGGGAGCUAUCUGGCAGUGGAGGGAUGACCGAGGCCUGUGGCAUCCUUACAAUCGGAUUGACAGCCGCAUUAUUGAGACAGCCCACCAGAACGGGGAAGAUGAGAUCAGCUUGUCGACCCUGGGCCGAGUGUACACUAUUGACUUCAACUCUAUGCAGCAGAUAAAUGAAGAUACUGGAACAGCGCGGGGCAUCCAGAGGAAGCCCAAUCCUCUGUCCAACCCCAACACAGGAAGCCACCAGGAGGUCAGACGAGAAGAUGCACGAGCCCAGUUGAUGAAGGAGGACCCAGAGCUUGCAAAGUGCUUCAUUAAAACGCUGUUUGGGGUCCUGUAUGAGGUGUACAGUUCCUCAGCUGGCCCUGCUGUCCGACACAAGUGCCUUAGAGCCAUCCUCAGGAUCAUCUACUUUGCUGAUGCAGAGCUUCUGAGGGAUGUGCUGAGGAACCAUGCUGUGUCCAGUCACAUUGCCUCCAUGCUCUCCAGCCAGGACCUGAAGAUUGUAGUUGGUUCUCUGCAGAUGGCUGAAAUCCUCAUGCAGAAACUGCCAGAUGUGUUCAGUGUCUAUUUCAGAAGAGAAGGUGUGAUGCACCAGGUGAAAAACCUUGCAGAGUCGGAGAGCUUUCUGGUCACCAGUCCUCCAAAAGCUUGUCCUAGUGGUACAGCCAGUCUCUGCACCACAACCAUCAGCACUGCGUCUACGACGGCUACUAACAAUGCAACUCCUGACCUGGGCUCCCCCAGCUUCCAGCACAGUAUGGAUGACUCUCUGGACCUCAGCCCACAGGGGCGGUUAAGUGAUGUCCUAAAGAGAAAGAGACUUCCCAAAAGAGGUCCCAGGAGGCCCAAAUACUCUCCACCAAGAGAUGAUGACAAAGUAGACAAUCAGGCUAAAAGCCCCACCAGUACUCAGUCCCCCAAGUCCUCCUUUUUGGCCAGUUUGAAUCCCAAAAGCUGGGGGAAGCUUGGCACCCAAACCAAUAACGCCAACUCAGAGCCGUCUCGCACUGCGGGGGUGAGCGGCUUGUCGAGGGCGCCUCCUAAGGACUCUAUUUCCAAUAACAGAGACAAAAUCAAAGCCUGGAUCAAAGAGCAAGCGAGUAAAUUUGUGGAGCGUUACUUCAACUCAGAAAACGUGGAUGGCAGCAACCCUGCAUUGAAUGUUCUCCAGAGACUCUGCACAGCCACCAAACAGCUCAGUCUGCAGGUGGACGGUGGUUUGGAGUGCCUAGCUGAGAUCUCCAGCAUUGUGUCCGAGUCGGACGUGUCUUCUUUUGAGAUUCAGCACAGCGGGCUGGUGAAGCAGCUCCUGGUCUAUCUUUCCUCAAACACAGACCGAGACUUGCUGAGUCGUGACAUCAGGCUCAAGCGGUUCCUCCACGUGUUUGCCGGCUGUCCAGCUCCUGGAAUAGAACCUGUAGGUCAACUGAACCCGACCGAGACCGCGCCCUUCCUGGGACUGGUGUACAAGAUGAACAGCUGUCUGAGCCAGAUGGAGCAGUUCCCAGUGAAGGUCCACGACUUCCCCAGUGGUAACGGCAACGGCAGCAGGGGUUCCCAAGCACUGAAGUUCUUCAACACGCAUCAGCUCAAGUGUCAGCUGCAGAGACACCCGGAUUGCACUAAUGUCAAGCAGUGGAAGGGCGGCCCUGUGAAGAUCGAUCCCCUGGCUCUGGUGCAGGCCAUUGAGAGAUAUCUAGUGGUCAGAGGUUAUGGUCGAAUCAGGGAAGAGGAUGAAGACAGUGAUGACGACGGUUCAGAUGAUGAAAUUGACGAGUCACUGGCGGCGCAGUUCCUGAAUUCGGGCAGCGUCCGACACCGGUUACAGUUCUACAUUGGUGACCACUUGCUACCGUACAACAUGACUGUGUACCAGGCUGUACGUCAGUACAGUCUCCAGGCGGAAGAAGAAAGGGAGUCCACAGACGACGAGGCCAACCCUCUGGGCCGUGCUGGAAUCUGGACCAAAACACACACGAUAUGGUAUAAGCCUGUGAGAGAAGACGAGGAUGGAGGGAAAGAUGCUGUGGGUGGAAAGAGGGGCAGAGCUCAGACGGCCCCCACCAAAACCUCCCCCCGAAAUGCCAAGAAGCAGGAUGAGCUGUGGCACGAUGGCGUCUGUCCCACCGUCAUCAAUCCUUUAGACACAUACCUCAGUUCAGAGCCACCGGAAACCAUAACCUUUGACGACCCCUCUCUGGAUGUCAUCCUGCUUCUGAGGGUUCUUCACGCCAUCAGUAGAUACUGGUUCUACCUGCAUGAGAGUGCUGCUUGUAAAGAAAUUUUAACUACCAAUGAGUUCAUAAACAGUAAAUUGACUGCCAAAGCCAACCGUCAGCUGCAGGACCCGCUGGUAAUCAUGACGGGGAACAUCCCCACCUGGCUCAUUGAGCUUGGAAAGAGCUGCCCCUUCUUCUUCCCGUUUGACACCCGGCAGAUGUUAUUCUACGUCACCGCCUUUGAUCGCGACAGAGCCAUGCAGCGGCUUCUGGACACAAACCCUGAGAUCAACCAGUCAGACUCUCAGGACAGCAGAGUGGCUCCACGCCUUGACAGAAAAAAGAGGACGAUAAACCGUGAGGAGCUCCUUAAACAGGCAGAGUCUGUCAUUCAGGACCUCGGCAGCUCCAGAGCCAUGCUGGAGAUUCAGUACGAGAAUGAGGUUGGAACGGGCCUGGGCCCCACCCAGGAGUUCUAUGCUCUGGUGUCUCAGGAGCUUCAGAGAGCUGAUCUAGGUCUUUGGAGAGGUGAAGAGGUCACUCUGACAAACCCUAAAGGCAAUCAGGAGGGUACCAAGUACAUGUUCAGCUCCAGAGGAUUGUUUGCAGUUCCUUUUGGCAGAACAACCAAACCAGCACACAUAGCCAAAAUCAAAAUGAAGUUUCGCUUCUUAGGAAAGUUGAUGGCCAAAGCCAUUAUGGACUUCAGACUGCUGGAUCUGCCUCUGGGGCUCCCGUUUUAUAAGUGGAUGCUGCGACACGAGACGUCUGUGAGCUCACACGACCUGGUUAACAUCGACCCCGGUGUGGCCAAGUCCAUCCAGCAUUUGGAGGACAUCAUUCGGCAGAAGAAGCGGCUGGAGCAGGACCGAUCUCAGACUAGAGAAACCUUACAGCAAGCUCUGGAAAGCCUGAACAUGAACGGCUGCUCUGUGGAGGACCUGGGCUUGGACUUCACUCUUCCCGGCUUCCCGAACAUCGAGCUGAAAAAGGGGGGCAAAGAUGUGGCGGUCACAAUCUACAACCUGGAGGAGUACCUCAGGUUGGUGGUUUACUGGACUUUAAAUGAAGGAGUGUCGAGACAGUUUGAGUCCUUUCGGGAAGGAUUCGAGUCGGUCUUUCCUUUGCAUCACCUGCAGUAUUUCUACCCAGAGGAGCUCGACCAGUUGCUGUGUGGCAGCAAAUCAGAGACAUGGGAUGUGAAGACGCUGAUGGAGUGUUGCAGACCGGAUCAUGGAUACACGCAUGAUAGUCGUGCCAUUCGGUUCCUGUUUGAGGUGUUGAGCAGCUUCGACGCGGAGCAGCAGAGACUCUUCCUGCAGUUUGUCACAGGAAGCCCCAGACUGCCUGUUGGAGGUUUCCGCAGCCUGAAUCCCCCUCUGACCAUCGUGAGAAAGACGUUCGAGUCGACGGAGAACCCGGACGACUUCCUCCCCUCAGUCAUGACCUGUGUAAACUACCUAAAGCUGCCUGACUACUCCAGCAUUGAGAUCAUGCGAGAGAAACUGUUGAUUGCAGCUCGCGAGGGCCAGCAGUCCUUCCACCUUUCCUGAUCUCCUCACAUCUCACAUUCAGAUGCCUUCAGCAGCAACUGAUUAAAUCAUAACUUCCCUAGUUUCUUUCUUCUUUUUUUUUAAUUUUUAUUUUGUUUUUUGUAAUCCAAUACAUUGAGGCUAAGUGUACAGCCUUCUUGUUAGAGAAAGCAGCUUGCAGAGAGGUUAAGACUUCAAAUAUAUAUUUGCUGCCCCGUCUCAUAAAAAACAGGAGGAAAGGUGUUUCACAACUCAGAACCGAAAAUAUAAAAAUAAAAAAACAAGAGUAAAAACUUAUCAGUAGUUCUGUUUAAAAAGAUGAAAACAUCUGGGUGACGUUUUAAACUGCAUUGCUAUGUGAUAUUUAAAAAAAAAAAGGGAUGUCUCCUCUCUAGAGGUUUGGACAACCUGUCUGGUGUCUGAGGGGAGUGCGGGUGGGGAGGGGGUCCACAGGGCAAGCUAGGUUUACUUUAGCUCCAAAGAUCAUUUGUACAGACAAAAUUUGCAGACUUUGCUCAUUCUUUACAUUUGAUAGAAUAGCUCUUUGUUUUCGUGUCUCUGCCCCACCUCGGUUUGUCACUCUGCAUUUUCUUCUGUACUAUAUUGCUCCCAGUUUGUUUGUUUGUUUGUGCGUUUGGGUUCGGCUUCCUCCCCCCUCGUGUGUCUUUGCUUCCAGUUGUGACAACGUGAGCUGCGUCUGGCUGAAUGCGGGUAGUGAUGAGCUCUUCAAUGUUUUUUUUUUUUUAUUUCCUCCCAUACCCAAGUUGAGAUUGUGUUCUGGCCUCCUUUGAUAGAGAGCUUCAGCUCUAAUGAAGACUUGUAUCCAGUGUGUUGAUCAGGUAAAUUUUGUUUUUGCUCUUAUUUUCAUAGAGUUGGCGUCUUUCUGUUUUGCCCUACUGGACUAGACCAAGCUCUGAGCAACCCUCAACACAAAAUGUAGCUGGGCACACAAUUUGGCUGGUCUCAUUUUAUUGUUUCAAGGCCAGAUAGCAUUUCAAGUUCAUUUAUAAAAUAAAGUAUAUAUGCAGUUUCACAUCCUGUUUCAGGUGGGGAUGUCUGCUUUACCCUUUUUUAAUUUUCUAUAUAGUCUUUAUUUCUUGCUGUAGUUGAUUUUUUUUUUUUCUUCAGUUCUUUUGUUUUUCUGUUUUUGCACUGCUGGCUUGGAACAAACCGUGGUGUGCACCUGCAGUCUGUGUCCAGGGGAUGGCGCCACUGUUUGCUCUCCUGGCCCAAUCGUUCAUGUGCUGGUUUCUAAGAUCUGCAAUAAUUUACUGCAUCAGGUUAAUGUUUUUACCUGAACAUAAAUAAAGUAACUGUUUGACUCA
Molecule: messenger RNA, 7481 nt
Organism: Oryzias latipes (Japanese medaka)
Lineage: Eukaryota; Metazoa; Chordata; Actinopteri; Beloniformes; Adrianichthyidae
Source: RefSeq, a predicted model, not a curated record